Molecule: messenger RNA, 534 nt
Organism: Notodromas monacha
Lineage: Eukaryota; Metazoa; Arthropoda; Ostracoda; Podocopida; Cyprididae
Source: the annotation of a GenBank genome assembly
UAAUUGUCUUGCAGGCUAGUGCACGAAAAGUGAGAAAACUUUCAGCGCUCGUGGUACUGUACGUAUAUCGUGAUAUUUUUAAUGGCGGAAGUACAGCUGAAGAAUAAUGUUUCUAUGCCGAUGUUGGGGUUGGGAAAGCGGGAUUCCGAGGGAGGAUCUGUUUCUGUCCACGAAGCUUUGGCCGACGGAUUAUGGAUUUCAGUCCGCAUUCAAUGCAUUUGCACUUUCCAGAGAGCGCCUAGGAACGGAGUAUAUCGCGUGCGCCACUUCCCUAGCAUCGAAGCCGGCAUUGUCGCGGGAUUAAUCACGAUUAUGGUGAAAGAUCAGGCCAUCGGGGACCAUUGGGUAGGCUGGUCGUCAGUUCAAGCCAACGUGCGCGGCUCCGAACAGUGCCAAUACGUCAAGGGCUCGGACCCAAGAGUGCGCCGUUGUCGCGCAACGACCCGCUCUGGGGGACAAAACUGGAAUAAUAAAUUCCAGAGAAUGAUGCGAGAAAAAAUUAGACGCCCUCUGUGGCGCCGUGGUUCGCAGUAA